Messenger RNA from Suillus plorans, 234 nucleotides. RefSeq lists its product as uncharacterized. The record is from RefSeq and is a predicted model, not a curated record. The transcript has a single exon. Lineage: Eukaryota; Fungi; Basidiomycota; Agaricomycetes; Boletales; Suillaceae. The annotation marks the transcript as partial.
CUCCCACAGGUACUUGUACACCAUGGUCUAUUCCCAACUGCACCUUCACAGCCUCAGAUGGCUGUGUCCAUUGAUUUGCUUGCAUUCUACUGUGCACUGUUUGAAUGUUCAUGUAAUGCGAUUAAUGCUCUUGCUUCCACACUAAAAAGUCACUACUCUUGGCGAGGCUUCCACAUGACUGAUACAGAGGUAAGGUUCAAUAGCAUACUCAAAUUACUACUAAAAAGCUUUUGA